AUCAGCGACAUGGCCGACGAAGAGGCGUGCAUGUUCGCUCUGCAGCUGGCCAACUCGGCUGUGCUGCCGAUGGCGAUUAGGACAUCCAUCGAGCUGGGCCUUCUGGAGACUCUUGUGGGCGCCGGCGGGAAGUUGCUGACUCCCGAAGAGGCUGUCAAGAAGCUGCCGUCCAAGGCCAAGCACCCGGACGCGGCGUCCAUGAUAGAUCGCAUGCUGCGUGUGCUCGCCUCGUACAAGGUGGUGACGUGUGAGGUGGAGGAGGGCAAGGACGGCAGACUCUCGCGCCGCUACGGCGCCACGCCGGUGUGCCGGUGGCUCGCCCCCAACGAGGACGGCGCCUCCAUGGCCCCGUUCGCUCUCCUCACCCAGGACCGCGUCUUCAUGGAGGCGUGGUGCCACAUGAAGGACGCGAUCCUGGAGGGCGGCAGCGCGUUCCACAGGGCGUUCGGGACGUCGUGGUUCGAGUACGCAGGCCAGGACGCGCGCUUCAACCGACUCUUCAACGAGGCCAUGGAGCACCACUCGGUCAUCCUCACCAAGAAGCUCCUCGAGCUGUACAAGGGCUUCGACGGCAUCGGCACCCUGGUUGAUGUGGCAGGCGGCGUGGGCGCCGUCAUCCACGCCAUCACCUCCAAGUACCCGAGCAUCAAGGGGAUCAACUUCGACCUUCCCCACGUCAUCGCCGACGCCCCGCCUUACCCCGGCGUGGAGCACGUCAGCGGUGACAUGUUCAAGAAGAUGCCCUCCGGCGACGCCAUCCUCAUGAAGUGGAUCCUCAACUGCUUCAGCGAUGACGAGUGCGCCACCCUGCUCAAGAACUGCUACGACGCGCUGCCCGCCCAUGGCAAAGUCAUCAACGUCGAGUGCAUCUUGCCGGUGAACCCGGACGCCACCAACGGUGCGCAGGCGUUGAUCGCCGUCGAUUUGAGCCUGCUCGUGUACAGCCCGGGCGGCAAGGAGAGGUAUCACAGGGACCUGGAGAAGCUAGCCAAGGGCGCCGGCUUUACCGGCGUCACGGCCACCUACAUCUUCGCCGACUUCUGGGCCAUGGAGUACACUAAGUAG
Molecule: messenger RNA, 1065 nt
Organism: Lolium rigidum
Lineage: Eukaryota; Viridiplantae; Streptophyta; Magnoliopsida; Poales; Poaceae
Product: tricetin 3',4',5'-O-trimethyltransferase-like
Exons: 1
Coding region: 10-1065 (351 amino acids)
Biological process (GO): methylation
Molecular function (GO): O-methyltransferase activity; S-adenosylmethionine-dependent methyltransferase activity; protein dimerization activity
Source: RefSeq, a predicted model, not a curated record